Molecule: messenger RNA, 807 nt
Organism: Alnus glutinosa
Lineage: Eukaryota; Viridiplantae; Streptophyta; Magnoliopsida; Fagales; Betulaceae
Exons: 7
Coding region: 1-807 (268 amino acids)
Source: RefSeq, a predicted model, not a curated record
AUGGAUUCUGAUUCUCUUCUAGGGCUUGAUGUCGUUCUUCUCUCUUCCUCUGCCUUGGCUGGCGGAAAAUCUGAAUUACAAGCUUUACAGGCUGCAAAGUCUGAUGGUAUUACAGCUAGACAUGUGAAGAUUGUGGAACCAAAUAAAUCUGAAGAUACUAAUGAAGAUGUGGAUAAGAUUGAAGAUACUAAUGAAGAUGUGGAUAAGGAUACAUCUUCUGCAAAAUAUGCAUUACAAGCUGUACAAGCUACAAAGCCCGAUGGUACUACAGCUAAACAGGUGAAGAUUGUGGAACCAAAUAAAUAUGAAGAUAGUAAUGAAGAUGUAGAUAUGGCUGAAGAUACUAAUGAAGAUAUGGAUAAGGAUACAUCUUCUGAAUCUGAUUCAGAGGAGGAUUUGUCGGUCGCCCUCCAUCAUAGUGAUGUACAAGCUGCAAAGCCUGAUGGUAUUGCAGCUAAACAGGUAAAGAUUGUGGAACCAAGUAAAGCUGAAGAUACUAAUGAAGAUGUGGAUAAGGCUGAAUAUACUAAUGCAGAUGUGGAUAAGAAUACAUCUUCUGAAUCUGAUUCAGAGGAGGAUUUGUCGGUCGCCCUCCAUCAUAGUGGAAAAUCUAAAUUACAAGUUGUACAAGCUGCAAAACCUGAUGGUACUACAGCUAAAGAGGUGAAGAUUAUGGAGCCAAAUAAAGCUAAAUAUACUAAUGAAGAUGUGGAUAAGGCUAAAGAUUAUAAUGAAGAUGUGGAUAAGGCUGAAAAUACUAAUGAAGACGUGGAUAAGGAUACAUCUUCUGAUGAGCCACUACUCUAG